UCCAAGGACCCUCUCUUCUGGCGUAAAAUUGACAUGCGCAUCGACGGCGAUCUCGAAGAGUGGGACUACGAGGACAUGUUCCGCCUCGCCGUUGAUCGGAGCUCCGGUAAUGUCGUCGAUAUCAGUAUCGAGCACUUCGGCACCAAUGAACUACUCGCCUUUAUCACCAAAAGAGCGAGUAAAAUCAGGUGCAUCCGACUGUUAUCUUGUAAUGGUGUAUCGGAUGAGGGAUUGAGUAGAAUGGCUUUGAAACUGCGGUUGUUGGAGGAACUUGACAUUUCCUUGUGCAUGUGGAUCUCACAUGAAGCUGUGAGAGCGGUUGGGCGCGCUUGCCCACUUUUGAAGUCGUUCAAGUUCAACAAGGAGUGGUGCAGAUUCUCUGAUGAUGAGUCUGACUCUGAAGAGAGUGAGCCUGAUCAGCAUGAUGCGUAUGACUUUGAUCAUCAUGAUGCGUAUGACUUUGAUGAUGAUUUUGCACCAUUUCCUUUUGUUCAUGCUCCUUUAUUUCAUGCUCCUGUUGCUCGUGCUCCUGUUAGAAAAGAUGAGAAUGCAGAUGCAAUUGCUAUAGCAGGAACAAUGCAAGGAUUACAUCACCUCCAGCUUUCUGGGAACAAGCUUACAGAUGAUGGCUUGAGAAAAAUUCUUGAUUCUUGUCCUCAUCUUGAGUCACUUGAUCUUCGCCUUUGCUUCAAUCUCAAUAUGGGGAUAGAUUUGGAAACAAGAUGUGCUGAACGGAUUAAAAGGCUUUGGCUUCCCCAUGAUUCCAUAGAGGGAAAAGGAUUCACCUCUAGAUCAGAUGGAUACUGCUUUAAAUGGGUUGAACUUCCAGAUGACGUUACUAUGUCGAUACUGUCACGGCUUGGAACAGUUGAUAUCCUGGACAAUGCUCAGAAGGUAUGCAUGAAGUGGCGCAAAAUUUGCAAGGAAAUGAAGUGGACCACCAUAGACAUGCGCAAUGAUUUUGCUCCCGACAUUACCUUCGACUUUGAUAAGAUGUGCCACCAUGUUCUUGAUCUUAGUUGUGGUAAUUUGGUCGAUGUGAAUAUGGAGGACUUAAUUUCGGAUGAUCUCCUAAACCAUAUUACUGAUAGUUCUAGUGGGAUCAGACGCCUGCGACUUGCGUGUUCUUAUCACAUAUCAGAUGAGGGUUUGAUUGAAGUUGCAUCAAAACUCCCACUGUUAGAGGAACUUGACAUCUCAGUAUGCGAAAAUCUUUCGCAUAAACCUGUGAGAGUGCUUGGGCGCUCUUGCCCUCUUUUGAAAUCAUUCAGGUUGAAUAAAAAAUGGCAUAAAUAUUCAGACGAUUUUUUUGAAGAGAUUAUUGACGAUGAUGGUCCUUGGAGUAAAGAUGACGAUGCACUUGCUAUAGCAGAAACCAUGCGUGGUUUACACCACCUGCAGCUUUUUGGGAAUCAGCUCACCAAUGUUGGAUUAAGGGCGAUUCUUGAUGGUUGUCCUCAUCUCGAGUCACUUGAUCUUCGUUAUUGUUUCAAUCUUAAUCUGGAGGGAGAUUUGGGAAGAAGAUGCAGUGAACAAAUUAGAAAAUUGUUGCUUCCCACAGAUUCCAUUGCUGGUUAUGGAUUGAUGCCUUCUACAGAUUGGCAACCUCCCAGGAGGCCGAGUCCCCCGUCACCUAAACAUUGGGAAUUCUGGAACUGGGACUCUGAUUGAUUAUUGAGCGGCUCUUCCCAUGGUUUUGAAGAUUGUGUUGUGUCAUGUGGGAUUGAUAAGAUGGACACUCAAACUGCUGAACUACCUGGGACAUAGCGGUCUUGAAUUUGAAUG
Molecule: messenger RNA, 1785 nt
Organism: Fragaria vesca subsp. vesca
Lineage: Eukaryota; Viridiplantae; Streptophyta; Magnoliopsida; Rosales; Rosaceae
Product: putative F-box/LRR-repeat protein 23-like
Exons: 3
Coding region: 34-1671 (545 amino acids)
Molecular function (GO): protein binding
Source: RefSeq, a predicted model, not a curated record